This is a messenger RNA of Condylura cristata (star-nosed mole), 4234 nucleotides long. It is a transcript of the gene ERLIN2, whose product is annotated as ER lipid raft associated 2. Gene Ontology annotation, molecular function: cholesterol binding; ubiquitin protein ligase binding. The transcript has 12 exons. Gene Ontology annotation, cellular component: endoplasmic reticulum membrane; endoplasmic reticulum. Gene Ontology annotation, biological process: SREBP signaling pathway. The coding region runs from base 104 to 1123 and encodes 339 amino acids. Lineage: Eukaryota; Metazoa; Chordata; Mammalia; Eulipotyphla; Talpidae. The record is from RefSeq and is a predicted model, not a curated record.
GGAAGGAAGUAGCGUGCUGAGGGGUGUGGCGGUUUCUGCGGUUGCACGGGGGUUCGGAGGAGUACGGAGCGCCUGGAGGGACAGCCUGGAUAAAGGUGUCCUGAUGGCUCAGUUGGGAGCAGUUGUGGCUGUGGCUGCCAGUUUUUUCUGUGCCUCUCUCUUCUCAUCUGUGCACAAGAUAGAAGAGGGACAUAUUGGGGUAUAUUACAGAGGCGGUGCCCUGCUGACUUCCACUAGUGGCCCUGGUUUCCAUCUCAUGCUCCCAUUCAUCACAUCGUAUAAGUCUGUGCAGACUACACUGCAGACCGAUGAGGUGAAGAAUGUGCCUUGUGGGACUAGUGGUGGUGUGAUGAUCUACUUUGACAGAAUUGAAGUGGUGAACUUCCUGGUUCCAAAUGCAGUGUAUGAUAUCGUGAAGAAUUACACUGCUGACUACGAUAAGGCACUCAUCUUCAACAAGAUCCACCAUGAGCUGAACCAGUUCUGCAGUGUACAUACACUUCAAGAGGUCUACAUUGAGCUGUUCGAUCAGAUUGAUGAGAAUCUCAAGCUGGCUUUGCAACAGGACCUGACCUCCAUGGCCCCAGGGCUUGUCAUCCAAGCUGUGCGGGUGACAAAGCCCAAUAUUCCUGAGGCGAUCCGCAGAAACUAUGAGCUGAUGGAAAGCGAAAAGACAAAACUUCUCAUUGCAGCCCAGAAACAGAAGGUGGUGGAGAAGGAGGCUGAGACAGAGCGGAAGAAAGCCCUCAUUGAGGCAGAAAAAGUGGCUCAGGUUGCAGAAAUCACCUAUGGGCAAAAAGUAAUGGAGAAGGAGACUGAGAAGAAGAUUUCAGAAAUUGAAGAUGCGGCGUUUCUGGCCCGGGAGAAGGCAAAGGCUGAUGCCGAAUGCUAUACUGCCAUGAAAAUUGCAGAAGCAAAUAAGCUGAAGCUGACCCCAGAAUACCUGCAGCUGAUGAAGUACAAGGCCAUUGCUUCCAACAGCAAGAUUUACUUUGGCAAAGACAUCCCUAACAUGUUCAUGGACUCUGCAGGCAGUCUGGGCAAGCAGUUUGAGGGGCUGUCUGACAAACUGAGUUUUGGCUUAGAAGAUGAGCCCUUAGUGGCAGACACUGAGGAGAAUUGAAAAGAAGUUUUAUACAACCACAGACGACACUUAAAGAGAUUUUAUUUUUUAAUGAUGAGCCAGGAUGCCCCUCCCUCCUGCAGUACCUUCUUUGACUCUCUUCCACAUAACUGUGGUGGGAAAAAAGGAAAAUGCACUUAGAUCUAUUCCCUUGCCUGGGAAGGGAGGGCAGGGAUUGAUGAUUUGGAAUUUUUUUCAGGUAAGUAGGUUAUAUGACUUCUGUUGUGAUUUGUAAACCAUGGGUUUGAUCUUUGACCUCCAGACACUCACUUUAGCCCUUUGAAACUGGCUUAAUUAGGGAUGUUGUCCUUAAGGAGUGGGAGAAAUAUAGGGUGUUGCUUUAGGUGAUUGGAUUUCCCUGAUUUGGGAAAAUGUGGUCCAGUGUUCUCCCCCUUGUCUCCAAGGUGGGAGAUGCCUGUAAGUCUCAGCAGCUGAGCAAAUAAUGUGCUCGUAAGUUUGCCAGUAGAGCUGUGGAGAAACAGCUGUUUGGCUUUCCUGGCGUUUUUGUCAGUGUAUAUGUGAGUUGUUUUAGGGCAUACUUGAGCCCUUAUAGGAAGAACUGGUGCUAGGUUUUGCCAGCUUUUCUAUAUGAUACCCUCCUUGUCUUGGGCCUAAAGAGUGGUGGUUUCUGACUACAUUUCUGGAGUCAGGGUUCAGUCACCAUGGCAUAACUCUUUUUAAAACUUUUCACUGAUUUUGCGAUUUGGUUUUUUUCUCUUAAUUUGCUCAUUGGUUCCACUCAGCACCAAGAAGACAGGAACAAACAACUCAAGUGUCUUAAGCUGCUAAAGUGGGUUGAUUGUAUCUGCUAACCACUGCAGUAACUGCUUGGCAAACUAUAUUCCUUGAGAUCAAGUCUUUUUUGUUGUGGAUAUUCUACAUCGAAGAGCCCCUCUGGAGAAGCAGGAAGGGUCAUCCAGCAGAUUCCCACGUCGGGCAUCUGCUGGGAGUUUGUCUGACUUAGUGGUCAAAGGGAGGCCAUUCUUUCCAUAGAAUGCAUUAUUAAAUCCAGGGACCCUGGUGGCCACACAGGGGUCAACUGUUAAGUCUCCAAAGGGGUGGGUGGUACAUGUCAGAGGGCACAACCCACCAGAGUCCCUGCAUCAAAAUUCAUUUGAAUGUUUUUCAUACUGAUUAGGAAAAUGUUGGUGGAUUUGGGGUGGAUCACAGCAUACAUGAAAGAAAGGUUUCCUAUUUCUGAAAACAGAGUUGGGGACGGGGGAGCAGCUAUAUGGCUCAUGAGUUUGUACCAAACUGUUAAGUGGAAGGCAGCUCUCUGGCUUCACCUGCAAGCAUUUGGUGUCCUGUGUGGCAAUUUCUGGCCUAAGAUUUGACCUUCUUAUUUACUUUCCUUCCCACUCCUCAACUCCCAAUACCCCUCUUCCCCCAAUGAAACUAUGAAUGAUACUUUCUGGCAAAGAUCCCCACCUCACUUUUGGCCCCAUGGCCAGACUUCUGGUUUAUCGAAUGGCUCCAAAUGUGGGGCCAUUUUGCUUCCAAGUAGUGCCAGGCUUGUUGGGAGUGUGGGAAACAUUUAACCUGCCUAGGAAGAAACAAAGUAUGAACUCUCAAUUCAGACUUAACCAUUCUCUGUCUUAAUUCCUGAGAUCUAGAAUUCUCAAACCACUGAUCCUUGUCACGCUGUGUGUGGGUAGCCAGAUGUUCCUGGAGUGAUGGCUCCUAGUGGACUCAAAUCCCUGCAGAAGGUAGCUGGUCUCCCUGGCGCAGCACAGAGCACCCAGUGUUAGCAUACACUCACCCCCUCCCAUUUCAGAGCCAUUAGUCACUUAUUAGUAGCAACAUGAGUUGUCUGGCUUCCCGAUUUGCAUAUUUGCCUGUACCCUCUAUUCUCAGACUUGCCUAGGUUCAGAAAGCUCUACUUGAUAAUUGAACAAGGAGCAGGGAUAUCAUAGCUCUGAAAGGCGUGAUUGCUCAGGUUCUUAAAAGUCUCUCCAAUACUAACAGCCCGAGACAGAUUGUCCCUAGCCCUAGAUACACUUUGACCACAAAAGAGCCUCAGUAGAGUGAUGUCCUGCUGCACCUGCCCCUGUGAUGUUAGUGCCAUUUCCUCUUUAAAACAAAAAGUGUCAAUACCAUAAUGCCCACUAGUUGGAAUUCCCAUAGUUGUCUGUGCCUGGCUGAGUAGUGAAAUCAGGAAGCUGUUUCCUUAGCAAGGGACAACUAAUCUAUCUUUGAGACUUUGUUUAACACUUUCCAGAAAAUCUGAUCUUAAAACAUUUGAACUCGAAGCAUGUCAAAUGUGACAGCCUACAAUUUUGUAGGCAGUAAGUCGUGGCUGCUAUUUAUAAAUGGAACUUCUAUCAAAAUGAGUAACUUCAUAAAAUUAAGUUUUUAUAGGGUUUUCCAAGGAAAAGUCACCUUGGUUGGAUAUUUCUCACUCAUUAAACUUUGCAGAAGUGAUUCAUAAUAGGUACUGUUUUUAAUCACUUUUUAAAUAUAAGAAUAGACUGUUUGCAAGGAAGCCAAAGUGUGUUAAUCUUUUAUAUGACUAAGAUAAAUUUAAAGAGAUCUGUGAUCAAAUUAAGUUGAGGGAGGAAAAGAAAUCACUGAAAGAAUUUUUGUAAUAUAUUGAUCAACAAGAGUAGAUGUUUUAUAAAUUAUCUGUUGCAAAGUCUUAUCUGUAGCAAUGCCUUUUGACACUGAUAACUACCAUUUAUAGAGUAUGUAGUGAAAGUAAGAGCAUUAUAUUUACUGACUUUAAGCUUUAUUGAGACUCAAGGCUACUCUGUGAACUUAGUCACUACUUCUUUAGUUCUAUUCACUGAUUCUCAUCACUGUUUUCUAUUGUUUCCUCCUAAAAGAGGUCUUAGUCAAUCAUUUCGUGUUUGUAUUUCAGUUCCUUUUCAUUUCUGCUUUUCUGUAAACUGGUGAUUAAAUAGUCACACUAACUCUGCUUUCAAAGAGCCCCAAGGACUUUAUAACUGAGGCCCUUUGUAACUGAGAAAUGAUGCUUGUUAUUAAUGAUUACAAGUGAUAUGCUAGUUUAAUUGCCUGAGGUUGGUAACUGUAGGAAUUGUUGCAGACAACUGAAAAGAAAUUUUGUCUUAGUUUUAUUUUCAGUCUUGCUAAAUAAAAUGAGUUUUUGUAUUA